Solanum tuberosum (potato) is the source of this 1297-nucleotide messenger RNA. Its product is annotated as B3 domain-containing protein REM10-like. The transcript has 6 exons. Gene Ontology annotation, molecular function: DNA binding. Lineage: Eukaryota; Viridiplantae; Streptophyta; Magnoliopsida; Solanales; Solanaceae. The record is from RefSeq and is a predicted model, not a curated record. Bases 23 to 1222 code for a protein of 399 amino acids.
ACACAUAGCACUUUUGGGUGCCAUGAAAAUUCCUCCAAAAAAGCCUCAUUUUUUCAAACCCCUUCAGCCAGGUUUCAAGAAUGGUCUUAAAAUUCCUAUAGGUUUCUUGAAGUAUCUAAAGGGAAAUGACCAGAUUGAACAUGCAAUACUGAGAAGAGAUGGUAACAAGUGGCCUACGAAGGUGAAUGACCCACGAUCCGAAGCGGGUUGGGCUGAAUUUGUACAACAAUAUGAUUUGCAAUUGGGAGAUAUAUUGAUGUUUAGACAUGAAGGAAACAUGGAAUUUGAAGUUUCCAUAUUUGAUUCAACUCAUUGUGACAGAGAAUAUGCAGAGUAUAUGCAGGAAGGAGGAGGAGGAGGAGGUGCCCAUACAGAGGAUGCAACAGAAAGACCGAUGAUGCGCAUGAUCAAAUCGUCAACAAAGGCUUCUUCCCCUGUAAAAACUGCUACUCAUCACAAGUCUUUUGGUCAUUUUGAAUGCAUUAUUAGAGAAUAUUGCAUUCGCCGAGGCUAUUUGUACCUUCCUCGACGUUUCGCAAUUGCAAAUGGUCUCAUCAAUAAGAAGUGUGAUUUGAUUAUAAGAGAUGAAAGACAAAGGUUGUGGAAUUUUAAGUUAAGUUCUUCUAUAACUCAAACCUAUAUUAUUGGAUGUGGAUGGACCAAAUUCUUUGCUGAUAAUUGCUUAAGGAAAGGAGAUCGCAUAAUGUUUGAGGUCGUUACUAAUGGAGAGACACCAAUAUGGAAAUUUCAAGUUACUAAUCGAGAAGCUCCAUUGCUGAAGUUUCAAGACAAUAUUAUGGAACAGCCCUCAAACAUGAGUCUUCUCAAUGCACAAGUAGUUACUUCAAAUUCUGGUGAUGAGCAUCAUCCUUGCUUUAUUUCAACCAUUAAAUCUUAUUGCUUCACAGAGGCAGUUUUGUGUCUUCCAUUGGAUUUUGCAAAGUCAAAUGGAUUGAUGAAUAAAAACUGUGAGAUGGUUCUGAAAAACGAAGCACAGAGAUGCUGGUUGGUUUGGCUCAGGAGAGCUGGACGUUAUUUUGGAAUUAUAUGCGGAUGGACAAAAUUCAGAGAUGAAAAUAGACUCCGGAUUGGAGAUGCUUACAAGUUUGAACUCGUCAACAAUGGGGAAAUACCUAUAGCACAAUUCCAUUGCAAGUGUUCUUUUAGUUCUAAUGUACUUUUGUCAAGUUUAAGUUCUAUGCUCCAACAGAUCGUAUUUUAGUUGUAUGAUUUCUAUAUAAUAUUUCUCAUAAUCGUGUAGAUAUAUUGCAAAUAGUUCAUUUCAAUGGUCUUUACA